AUGCUUUCGCCAAAGCCAUGCCAAGCUUUGCAUGUGCCUAAGGUUAGCGCCUCGAGACCAACUACUGACCUUCUCGCGCUGCAAACACAGCUUGUACAUCGCACCACAGUCUGCAAAAGUCAGACAUCCGCCAACAUGGCGACGCCAACACACACGACGCCCUCGGCAAUGACCACUCCAAGGAACGCCGCGACCCGAGUCUUCGGCAUCAGCGAACUGCUUGAAGUCAUCCUCGACCAUGUCAGAGCCAACGCGCCGCCUAAGACUUUCUUCAACGGCCACCACUUCCAAAACGCUCCAUCUAAGGCGCUCAUAAAGUUGACUGGAGUCAACCACACCUUCAAAGCUUGCAUUGAGCAGUCCAUAAUCCUGCAGAAGCACACCUGGCUCGGCGAAGCCGAUUGCAUCGUAUCGAAUCCAACUUGCCUCUCAAUCCCAGCUGUGUUGGUCGACCGCAAGCGCCAGACGACGGUCACUCAAGCAGCACACAUCGCACCACUUCUCUGGUUCGUGAGUCGCCAGCUAGGCUGUCCGCUCACCAGGCUCGAUUUCGACAAUAUCACCAAGACCUUCCUCAUGCACUUCAACUUCGAUACUUCCAGCAACUGCAGCACCGUGGAGUGGGACCACUCUUUCUCGUGGGAGAACAUGCGCGGUGUUCGUGGUCCACCAGGCAUCAAGAUCUUCAUGGUCAUCACCGUCAUCUUUGACAACAAGGGCAAAUCCGAGAGCUACAUGAAGGGAUUCGAGCUUCUUUGUAUGGACGCUUACCUCGGGGAAUUCCUUCAGAAGAUGCGUGAGAUUCACCGGUAUGGUUGGUCGGAGCACCUGGCGAUGCGCGAUUUGGACAUCAUGUCGGCUGAGCGAGCAGCAACUAGGCGAGUAGACAGUACUCUGCUGCUGCGAGCUGCUCUCGAAGGCGGAUGGAGGCUGAAUGAAGUGGACCGCAUCAGCAAGCGGACGACGAGUGAUCCCGCUGGAUGCAUGAGCAAUCUCUACAAUCCAAUGCUUGCUGUGGGCAUGAGAUCAAGAGUGCUGAGACCUAUUGUCGGCCGUGUAAUCGAGGAUGAGAACUCUUCCAUCAAGAACCCAUCGAGGCUGGAGGGUCCAAUUCGAGAGUGGGAAGUGAAGCCUGAUGGAUCGAACGUAUGCUUUCCUGUCCAGCUCUUUGGCUCGACGUCAAUGCGUUGUGAGCGAGAGCGAGAGGUGAGUGUAGACGGAUCACAACCAUCUCGCCCUCUGCAGCUCCCCUUCUCAACUUCAACUAUGCUUUGCGAUUGA
This is a messenger RNA of Pseudocercospora fijiensis CIRAD86, 1281 nucleotides long. RefSeq lists its product as uncharacterized. Lineage: Eukaryota; Fungi; Ascomycota; Dothideomycetes; Mycosphaerellales; Mycosphaerellaceae. The record is from RefSeq and is a predicted model, not a curated record. The coding region runs from base 1 to 1281 and encodes 426 amino acids. The transcript has 6 exons.